Messenger RNA from Clonostachys solani, 3030 nucleotides. Lineage: Eukaryota; Fungi; Ascomycota; Sordariomycetes; Hypocreales; Bionectriaceae. The record is from the annotation of a GenBank genome assembly.
AUGUCAGACCCCCAGCUCUACACCGUGGGCUGGAUCUGCGCUAUCGCUACCGAGUCUGUCGCAGCUCGAGCCUUCCUCGACGAAGAGCACGACGGACCUAGCCACGUCGCUCAGCACGACAACAACAGCUAUGUUCUCGGCAAAAUUGGCAGGCACAACGUCGUCAUCGCCGUCCUGCCGGAUGGAGAGUACGGCACUACCUCGGCGGCGGUGGUAGCGCAGGGUCUCAUUCACAGCUUUCCAAACGUGCGCAUCGGGCUGAUGGUGGGCAUCGGGGGCGGCACACCCAGCUCAAAGCAUGAUAUACGUCUCGGCGAUGUGGUUGUCAGCAGCCCUCAUGGUGGCAAGGGCGGCGUAUUCCAGUAUGACUUUAGCAAGACGAUUCAGAACGUCGCGUUCCAAGAAACGGGGUUCUUGGCCCAACCCCCGAUGGUAUUGCGGACGGCUAUAAGCUCCCUCAAGAGCACCUACGAACUACGGGGCCACCAUCUUGCAGACGAGGUGGAACGGGCCUUGAAGUGCAUCAAAAAGCGAAAGAAGUACGCACGACCCGCUCCAGCACGCGACAAAUUAUACAAGCCCGGCGCCGUUCACCCGAUAGCAGCCAACAGUUACGACGAUACAUGCGAUAUAGCUUACCUAGUGGCCCGGGACGAUCGAGAUGAGGAAGAUGACGAUCCCGCCAUACACUACGGUCUGAUCGCUAGCGGAAAUCAGUUAAUGAAAGAUACACGGAUCAGGGACAAGCUGGUAAUAGAUAAAGGAGUCCUCUGCUUUGAGAUAGAGGCAGCCGGCCUGAUGAACCACUUUCCAUGCCUGAUAAUCCGUGGCAUAUGCGACUAUUCCGACUCGCACAAAAACAAGGAGUGGCAGGGGUUCUCUGCCAUGAUGGCGGCAGCAUACGCGCGGGACCUUCUGCGGCAGAUCCCGCCAAACAAGGUCGAGGCGGAAAGACCGAUUUCCGAGGCCCUCCAUGCUAUUAAACACAAAAUCGACAGGCUGCAGCAGACCACAGCGGCAACGAGCGCUGAUCGACGUACCGAUAAGAUCGAGCGAUGGCUUCGCCCCCCCAAUCCGUCCACAAACGCCAACCAUGCGAGGAAGCUUCACCAUGAGGGAACAGGCGUGUGGCUUCUGGAGCACCCAGUCUUCCAGGAUUAUACAACUAUGCUAGAUCAUCUCGCAAAGCGAAACGGCCGUCUUAUCCUCAGCUUCUUCUUCGACUUUAGCGACGAGGCAAAGAAAACUGUGGACGGCAUGCUGCGGUCGUUUGUCUUGCAGCUUUAUCAAGGGGAGACUGAUUCUGCGCGUGCCCUCGACGCCUCAUUCCAAGCACAUCGAGAUGGCCGCGACCAGCCUUCGACAAAAGCACUCUCGGAUACUUUGUUCACGAUGCUCGCAGCUCAAGAGCAGGUUGUUAUCGUUCUGGACGCAUUAGACGAGUCGACAUCGAGGGAUGAGCUUCUCCGCUGGAUCAAGGACACAGUGUCCAGGCAAGGCCUCAGCCCCAUCCAACUGAUAUGUACCAGUCGGCCUGAACGCGACUUCCAGUUUGAUAUGCCCUCCUUAAUGGGCGAAGAGAACAGCUUAGCACUCGAUAAGCAAUCCGUCAACGUCGAUAUCCGAUCGUACAUUACAGCACAGCUUUCAGAGCGGCGCGAUUUUCGGGACAAGCGCUUAUCCCCAGAAAUCCGCGACGAGAUACAGCGAAAGGUCGGAGACGGGGCCGACGGCAUGUUCAGGUGGGCAUUUUGUCAAUUGGACAGCCUGGCCCGGUGUCGUCACGAGGCGGCGAUUGUGGACGCUCUCGCAUCUUUGCCACCGGACCUGGCAGUCACAUACCGGCGUAUGAUUGAAAGUAUACCGACAGAGCUCAAGAUCGACGCGAUGCGGCUCCUGCAAUUUCUAGUGCAUGUGGAGCGACCACUCACGCUGGCGGAGGCUAAGGAAGUGAUAGCCACACAGAUCGAAAACGAGCCGCGACGGUUUGACGUCAAGCGUCGACUAUAUCGCGACGCCGACGUGUUGGACUACUGCCCUAGCUUAGUGACAAUCGUUCACGCCACCGAUGAUGAACUACACCUUGCCCACUUUUCCGUCAAGGAGUACCUGCUCAGGGAGAACAAGUUCAAUAUUAUAAAUGCGAGUAGUUCUAUUACGAGCACGUGCCUUACGUAUCUUACGGAUAUCAAGGGCAGCCAUCCGGGGAUCAAGCAGGAUUUUCCGAUGGCAAGAUGUGCGGCCGAAAUCUGGACACGUUAUGCUGUCUUCGCUCAAGCGUCGAAAGAUGUAGCUCGAGCGAUAGUCAAUUUCCUUGAAAAUGAAGAGACUUUCCAGCGAUGGGCUUGUUUAUAUCAACCUGAUAGGGCUUGGGACCGUGAUCCAGGCCUACCACGAGGUUCUCAGCUUUACUAUGUCUGCUACGAAGGGCUCGUGGAGCCUGCGCGAGGUCUUAUCGCCCAGGGAGCCGACGUUGUCGCGCGGGGUGGCGAGUGCGGUAACGCCCUACAGGCCGCCUCAUUGAGAGGUCAUCAAGAGAUUAUCAGACUGCUAUUAAAUAAGGGAGCCGAUGUGAAUGCGCAGGGCGGCCUGUUUGGCAACGCUCUCCAAGCCGCCUCAUGGAAAGGCUAUCAAGAUAUUGUGGUACUGCUGUUGAAGAAGGGGGCCGAUGUGAAUGCGCAGGGUGGCGAAUAUGGCAACGCCCUACAGGCCGCCUCAUGGAAAGGUCAUCAAGAGAUUGUAGUACUGCUGUUGAAUAAGGGGGCCGAUAUGAAUGCGCAGGGCGGCUUCUUUGGCAACGCCCUACAGGCCGCCUCAUGGAAAGGCUAUCAAGAUAUUGUGGUACUGCUGUUGAAGAAGGGGGCUGAUGUAAAUGCGCAGUGCGGCGAAUUUGGCAACGCCCUACAGGCCGCCUCUUCUGAAGGCCAUCAAGAGAUUGUGAUACUGCUGUUGAAUAAGGGGGCUGAUGUGAAUGCGCAGUGCGGCUUCUUUGGCAACGCCCUACAGGCCGCCUCAUGGAAAGGCUAUUAA